Amblyraja radiata (thorny skate) is the source of this 1493-nucleotide messenger RNA. It is a transcript of the gene adorb1a, whose product is annotated as adenosine receptor B1a. Gene Ontology annotation, cellular component: plasma membrane. The transcript has 2 exons. Lineage: Eukaryota; Metazoa; Chordata; Chondrichthyes; Rajiformes; Rajidae. The record is from RefSeq and is a predicted model, not a curated record. Gene Ontology annotation, molecular function: G protein-coupled adenosine receptor activity. Bases 281 to 1321 code for a protein of 346 amino acids. Gene Ontology annotation, biological process: G protein-coupled adenosine receptor signaling pathway.
UACUCCAGCACUUUGUGUCUAUCAUCGGUGUAAAGCAGCAUCUGCAGUUCCUCCCUGCACAACUUUAGCCCGUCCCUGCCAUCCAUGUUGCAGGGUGACGCUGACUGAAGAUGGCAUCACGGUGAAAAGCAGCACAGGUGGGGCUGGAUCCACUGGUUGAGGAUUUAUCCACGGUGGAGAGAGGGGAUGAAGAGGCGCGAGCAGUGGAAACGAUGAAGAAUCGCACGAAGAAGAAGAUGAAAUAAGAAGGAGUAAGAAGUUUGUGCGUUGUCGUUCCACCAUGGACGUGUUUGUUGAUGUCCCAUCCAAUCUGUCCCACAGUAAAAUCAACUGUACCACUGAUUUUCUCAACAUCAGGGCAUGGUAUUUUAUUGUGGAAGUCUUCACAGCUUUCUUUGCCGUCCUGGGGAACAUUUUUAUCUGUUUUGUCGUGGUCAGGAACCGAAAGCUGAGGACAGUGACUAAUUUCUUCCUGGUGUCGUUGGCUGUGGCGGACAUGUUGGUGGGCGCAGUGGCGAUCCCGUGUGCCCUGCUGUCUGAUCUCGGCAUCCCGGUAUGCCGCUACUACCUGUGUGUCCUCAUGUUGUGCAGCAUAUUAGUGCUGACCCAAGCCUCCAUCUUCGGGCUGUUUGCCGUGGCGGUGGAGCGGUACAUUGCCGUGCUAGCCCCUCUCCGCUACCGGCAGCUGCUGACCAACAGGACCACGGCCAUGAUCAUCUUUGGCUCCUGGGCGCUGGCGGUGGUCAUCGGUCUGUUGCCGCUGAUGGGUUGGCGCAAGGCGGCUACGCCCAACGAGACGUGCAUCUUCUUCAACAUCAUCGACCAGGCCUACAUGGUCUACUUCAACUUCAUCCUCUGCAUGCUGCUCCCGCUGGUGGCCAUGUUUGUCAUCUACGCCAAGAUCUUCACCGAGGCCCGGAGACAAAUCAGGAGAAUAGCCGAGCGACACAUCAACAUCAGCGUGGAGGAAAAGCGCCGGAGGGUUGUCCGGAAGGAACUGCGGACGGCCACCUCCCUCUUCAUUAUUCUUUUCUGCUUCACCCUCAGUUGGAUUCCUAUCCACAUCAUCAACUGCAUUGAGCUCUUCUGUCCACAUUACCACAUCCCGACCCCUCUCAUGCUCGUCACCGUCGUCUUGUCCCACGCCAACUCGGUGGUCAACCCCAUAGUCUACGUCUUCAGGAUAAGGACCUUCUGGGACGCGUUCCAGGACCUCUUCCCUUGCCUGGGCUUGGUCGGCAAACACUUCAAGCCCGGCUUUACUGGCAUGGUUCAGAUGGCGCCGUUGGGCAACAGGUGCGAUGUGUUGCCGGGGAACUGAGGAUUAGGGGGUGGAUCUUCUGGGAAACUCUCCCCCCACCUGUACAGCAUGAAGAUGGGUCCAGAUCCCAAACGCUCUCCAAAGAUGCUGCCUGAUCGCUGGGUUUAUACAGGCAUGCAGCGUUGGAAACAGGCCCUUCGGCCCAACUUGUCCAUGCUGACCAAGAUGUCCC